UGCCAAUUGAGCUAGAUGUUCCCCGAGACCAUGGUUCCCCAUCCCUCAGCCCAGCAAUUUGGUCCCUCAGGGAGUUUGGAUGGGCCUGUGGAGGUUUAUCAUUUUUAUUAAAGCUGUAAAACACUUAAAUAUACGUAAAGGGAGAACUUUUUUUUUUUUCCACUCUCCAGAUGGUUCUAAAAGUAUGAUUAAUAGAUAUUUAAACCUUUUGCUUAAUUCUUACGUAUUGAACAACCAUAAACUUGGAAAGAUGGAUAAAUGAAGAUAUUUUUCCUGAUGGAACUGCUGAUUACCUUAUUUUGAAGAAUUCCACUUUUAGGCAUCAAGCCUAAAUUGUCAUAAUUAUGAUGCACUGGUAGUUCUCGACUUACGACAGUGUUCCAUUCCAACAGCUCCAUCGUAAGUUGAUUCUGACAUAAACAGAAUACCUCAUUUUUUUUAGUUUUCAUUAUUAUUGCUUUUAUUAUCAAUAUCUUUAUAAAUCUGGCAGUGUUUUGAAAAGUAAAUAGUAAAAUCAAACAUCUGAGAGUGAUAACAUCAGCAAAUUAUGUGCUGGAACAUAUUACUGAUGAUAAGAUGUACCAAAAAAAAAAAAGACGGUCGUAAGCGCGGCUUGUAACUCAAAUAUGCCGUAAGUUGGGGACUGUGUGUAUAUAUUUUCUGAUCGUUAGGUCAGUGGCUCGUGAAGGUCAGAAAACAGCGUUUUCCUAAAUGCCAUUGUGGUCAUGUUUGUGUUGUUGAAAAGGGAAGAAUCCUUUAUUCUAGUGCAGAAAGAUGACAAAAUUGCCAACUUAAGGAAGUAAAAUCACACGACAAAAUCGCCAGUUUAAGGAAGUCAGACCAGAUAUGGCAAAGAUGAUAGACUGACUUUAGGAUUCAUGAUGAACUACCUGUGUAUUUUAUAAAAGCAUUUAAUCUUUUAACCUUUCAGAAAAGCUUAUUUUAUCCAUAGCCUCAUAAUGUUUACGUAAUGAUAGGAGAGUUUUCAGGUUUGUAAUUUUUGUGUGUGCCUGAAAUAGUGCCUAGCAUAUUAUAUGCAGGUAAAUAUUUAAUGAAAUGAAUGAGUAAAACUGUUGUCUGAAUGAGCCAGCCUCUUCAAGUUUGGAUUGCAUUUACUCUUGGGGAGGGGGGAGAAUGCUUCUUGUAUUAAUCUUGAUUUUGAAGUGACUGAAUUGCUUUUGCCUCAGACUACUUAAUACUUUUUAAAAUUUGCUUCUUUGUUAGUAUUUUCAUUUAACUCUUGCUCCCUCCAGUGUGUCCACUCAUUUUUUUGCUCCUGCGCCCUGGUGGCACAGUGGUUAAGUACUUGGCUGCUAACUGAAAGGUCAGUGUGUUCAUUCAAACCCACCAUCUAGUCGCUCCUAGGGAGACAGAUGUGGGGGUCCUCUUCUAUAAAGAUUUACAGCCUUGGAAGCCCUAUAGGGGGCAGUUGUACUCUGUCCUACAGGGUCGCUGUGAGUUGGAAUUGACUCCUGACCAUAGUGGGUUUGGUUUGGUUUUUCUGGGAGGUCUUUAUAAGCCACUGAUAGGCAUUUCUAUACAAACUACUGCUGAUCUGACUUUUGAGAAAGCAAAAGUGAAGGUUUUUUGGUUUCUCUUGCUCUAACUUGUUUGAGUAUAUUUGAUUUUUUUUUUUUAUUUCUGAUUCUUUAUCAUUAAAAUAGUAACUGUUUGCCACAUUUGAGAUGCAUUGCGAGUCAUUUAAGGGUUUCAGGUGUUGAAGAGUCCUAUGACCUCUUUGGAUGAAACAGGGACUAUGUAUAUUUUGCUUGAUGUUUUUUGUUUGUUGAUUAUUUUGUUCAAUAAGACUGAAACAUAACUUAGGUUUUAAUGUUUUCUGCUUUGAACCCGUAGGUCUUUGAAAGUACAUGUAAGACAUGUUGGGACUCCAGAUUUUUGGUAUGUAGGAAAACAUAGUUUACUGGUAAACAUGAUAUAGAAGAGAAAUUUGGUAAAUAUUAUAAAUUAGUGAACAUAGUGAACGAAGCACUGGGCUCUUUUUUUUUUUUUCCAUGCAGAAAUGGACUUAAUGAUUUUGACUGUAAGAAAAAGUAAAGUUUACUUGGCAUUUUGGUGGCACCAAACCUCCACUAACCAGCACCUUUUAUAUUUUGCUGUUUAAUAAGUGGUGGUUAUGAUGAAGACCGACUAUGAGGCAAGACUUGAGUUUGAUGUUGUGUGUUUUUUUUUUUUGUCUUCUUAUUCUUUGAGAACUGCCUCUCCAGUCGACAGCACAGGCACGGAGUAGGCAGCUGGUGAUGACGAACGGGCUGCCGAGAUGGUCCCCAGAAGACUAGGAGGGGUGUGAUUGAACACCUACAUCUUCAUGAUGCAAGCUCAAGGCAUUCUGAUCCGGGACAACAUGAGAACAAUAGGCGCUCAGGUUUAUGAGCAGGUGGUUCGGAGCGCUUAUGCCAAGAGGAAUAGCAGCGUAAACGACUCAGAUUAUCCUCUUGACUUGAAUCACAGUGAAACCUUCCUACAAACUACAACUUUUCUUCCUGAAGACUUCACCUACUUUGCAAACCGUACCUGCCCUGAAAGGCUCCCUUCCAUGAAGGGCCCAAUAGACAUAAAUAUGAGUGAAAUCGCAAUGGAUGACAUUCAUGAAAUCUUCUCCAAAGACCCAGCCAUCAAGCUCGGAGGUCAUUGGAGGCCCUCUGACUGCGUGCCUCGAUGGAAGGUGGCGAUCCUUAUCCCCUUCCGGAACCGCCACGAGCACCUCCCAGUCCUGCUUAGACACCUGAUUCCCAUGCUUCAGCGCCAGCGCCUGCGGUUUGCAUUUUAUGUGGUUGAGCAAGUUGGUACCCAACCCUUUAAUCGAGCCAUGCUUUUCAAUGUUGGUUUUCAAGAAGCAAUGAAGGACUUGGAUUGGGACUGUCUGAUUUUUCAUGAUGUAGAUCAUAUACCAGAAAGUGAUCGCAACUAUUAUGGAUGUGGACAGAUGCCAAGGCACUUUGCAGCCAAAUUGGAUAAGUAUAUGUAUCUGCUUCCUUAUACUGAGUUCUUUGGCGGAGUGAGCGGCUUAACAGUUGAACAGUUUCGGAAAAUCAACGGCUUUCCUAACGCUUUCUGGGGUUGGGGUGGAGAAGAUGACGACCUCUGGAACAGAGUACAGAAUGCAGGCUAUUCUGUGAGCCGGCCGGAGGGCGACACGGGGAAGUACAAGUCCAUUCCUCAUCACCAUCGAGGAGAAGUCCAAUUUCUUGGGAGGUAUGCUCUGCUGAGGAAGUCAAAGGAACGGCAAGGGCUGGAUGGUCUCAACAACUUGAACUACUUUGCAAACAUCACAUACGACGCCUUGUAUAAAAACAUAACUGUCAACUUGACACCUGAGCUGGCUCUGGUGACCGAGUACUAAGUCGAGGAGAGAAUACACAUUUGCUUUACCCGCUGCCACCAAGAAAGCAACCUGGUGAGAUGUUGUGGGGGUCUGCACAGGAAGGGGACAGAAAUACAGUGUCAGUGAAGGACCACAGGGUCCAAGGAGGGAGCAUGCACAAGACGCCUUCACUGUCCUGACCUGCUGGGAUCGAGGCUCAUGAGCUUGCAAACACACCUCAUCAGGACUGCUUUCGAUUUUCACCAGGCGGACGUCUGUCCGCUGCUCUUCUCCCUCCUGUCUCCUGCCCCCGCGUCCCAUCUUAGCCACAGCCUCCAGUACCGGAACUGUGAUCUGCCAUGGUCCUGCAGUGGAAGCUGCUCCUGCGAGUCACCGUGGGAACUUCUUGGCCUUCAGAGCAAAAAGGCGAACCCAACACAGGGCAGCUGUGUCGUCAGAAGAGCAAAUGAAACUCCAUACACCGUUCUCCUGCAUCUCUGGUGUUCUCUUUGGUUUCAUUUAAAAAAAAAAAAAAAAGAGUUACCUGCUUUGGGUGGGGAUUGAGGGAGGAAGGAAGGGAUUGGGGAAGAUAAAUAGACAUAUAUGUAACAAUCACUUCUUGAAGAAGUAUAAUUGUAAAUAAGCCAUGUAAAAUGCCUUUUUAAAUUUAAUUAUAUAGCCGGCUCCAAUUCAAAUUGAGGAUUUGUACAUUAGAUCCCUUAUUUGGUUGGCAAAUGCAGGAACUCAGUUAAAAUGCAGUUGAGGAAUAGCCAUUUCCCAAGUUGCAGUCACUUCAGAAGGGAGUGGAUAUAGGGCAUGUCGAAAGAACAAAGUCGUCCAGUUUCUAUCACUGGUAGCUGGUUGCUUCUGUCCCUUCUCAUCCCCCUAUCCUUCCAGAAAGUCUUGAUCUUGACUUUUUGCUCUGUAUCUUUCUUCCCUGGUGGGAACGUACACUCCCAUCCCAAAAUCUUCUGCUAAGCAGGAGGCUGUUCUGUAGCGCGUGGCUCGCCUGCUCAGAGCAGGCCCGCAGGAGGCCUGUGUACUCUUCCCACGUUCCCUGGACUUUAGUUUUUGUCCUUUUCACAUCAUCAGAAAGAGAGAGCUGUGGGUUUUUCUUUCUUUACCCUAUUGUGGAACUUGGAGCCCUGGUGGCACAGUGGUUAAAAGCUCAGCUGCUAUCCAUAUCCAUACAGUCGGCAGUUUGAAUCCACCAGCCGCUCCUUGGAAACCUUAUGGGGGCACUUCUGCUCUGACCUAUAAGGUUGCUAUGAGUCAGAAUCGCCUUGACGGCAACAGGUUUGUCGAACUUGGCUGUAAUUUCUAAAUCUGUGCCUGAAUUACCAACUGGCUUCAGUGAUUCCUGUGAAUAUUUCCCUUUGUGGUAUCCGCCAAGAUUCUCUGAUAACAUUAUUAACUAGUAUGUAGAACUAAUGAACAAUAGACUAUGAAGAAUUCAGGCAGGGAGCAGGUGAGGCUUGUGCUGCGGGGGACCAGGAUCCAGGUGCGACCAAAUCAGGCUUUGACUUAGGAAGCUCCAGAACCCGAGAGCCCACAGGCCCUUUUCACACCCCCGCUUGCUUUUUGAAGUCAGAGUCUAAGUUGCAUUUGAGUUUGUGCCUCUUUGGUUUUCCCUGCGCUAAAUGCCCCACUUCAUAGUCCCUGUCGGAUUCUGCAGAGUUCUGAAUAAUGCCAGUUUUUUUUUUUUUCCCUUUUCCAUAAGACAUAUUUAUAUAUUGUGAUUAGGAGUACUUUCUGAUGAGUACUUCAUAGUUUUUUUAAUUGCCUUGUUUGCCUUCAAUUUCCUUAAUUUUCAUGGUUUACAUGGGUGUGUGUGUAGGGGGUGUAUUUGUGUGUAUAUGUGUGGGUUGGGGUUUUUUCCGUUGCAUGUGUUGGUUCCAUGGACAUAUGAUCCCCACAAACUGUGGGAGUGAUUGGCCAGGCCUUGUUUUUUUUUUGGGUUUUUUGUUUGUUUGUUUGUUUUAGGGGAAGGAUAGAGUGAUAUUUCGGAAAUAAACUGCUUUGCAAAGCUCUUAUCAGCCCAUAUGAGAGAGCAGAGAUUGCCCUUGAGAACGCUGGUAAGUUGUAUCAUAUGUUUUAAAAGACUUUUGAGCAUUCGUGCUUUAAAAUACCUUCAUGAGGGAGCAUUACCCACAGAAGUUCGUUCGGUUUUCCUUUGUUCUCUGGUGCAUAUAGUAGCAAUAAAGAUUUCCCCCCUCUCCCGCCCCAGACCUUUGUUCUGGCCUUGGCUCUCCUCACCAUUCUCGUUCUCUGUCUUCACUGAGGGGUGUGAGUAGCUUUUGAUGUGACAGAACGCUGAUGUAAUCUGGAGGCCUUGGCCAGGUCAGCCCCCUUACAUUCUUGGUUAAGGAUGGUGUGUGUGUCUGCGGUGUUAUGGUAAGAGGACCUUGUGUGACGCUCCACGAACAUCUUUACCACCAAGUACAGACUGCUGGCAGGAGGCUAGUGCCUCUUUUAAAAAGGAAAUGCUGGUUUGAGGACAGAAGGAGAGGUCUCUUUUUACUGCUUAAAAGUAGGGUCACUGAGAUUCUCGUGCAAUCGUCUAUGAGUUCGUUUCAUUAACGUGGAACCUCUCAGUACAUAUUGUUAUUCAUUUAUACAGAGAGUUGACUGUUGUCUUGAAAAUAUCAGGAAAACCUACAGCCAGGUAGCUGCGCUGUUCAUAGUGUGGAAUUCUGCUGUUAAAAAAAAGAACAAUAAGAACCAAAUGUGACCUUGUGCAUAUUUUGGCAGCUGAAAUUCUUCAAGGCUACUGAUGGGUGACCCCUUAAAUCAGUCUUGUCUUUGAUUGCCUCGUGCAGGGAAGGGUUAAUGAGAAACUGCAAGCUUUUCUUCCCCCUUUCUCACUGUUUUUUUUUUUUUUUUGCUGGGGGGAGGCAUUAUUUGCAAAAUAUUCCUUUUGAGAUUACUGGGACUCUUGGAGCUUCUCCACCACAGACUGAGCAGCAGCCAUGCAUAUUGAUUGUAUACACUCAUCCUUGACGAUGGCAUUGAACGUAGCUAGCAGAUUUCCAUCACUACUUUUUUUUUGAGCUUGCUCUUAUGUUUUAAGAGGUGCCAGGGGUACAUUUUUGCACUGAAAUCUAAAGAAGUUUUAAAAAACACUUUUCACAAAAAUCGUCUGUUGUCAUUACAUUAUUUACUCAUGUGUUUGUACAUUUUUGUAUGUUAAUUUAUGAAUGAUUUUUUCAGUAAAAAAUACAUAUUCAAGA
Trichechus manatus latirostris (Florida manatee) is the source of this 6552-nucleotide messenger RNA. RefSeq names its product beta-1,4-galactosyltransferase 5 (gene B4GALT5). Bases 2327 to 3361 code for a protein of 344 amino acids. Gene Ontology annotation, cellular component: Golgi apparatus. NCBI's taxonomy places the organism in Eukaryota, Metazoa, Chordata, Mammalia, Sirenia, Trichechidae. Gene Ontology annotation, biological process: carbohydrate metabolic process. The record is from RefSeq and is a predicted model, not a curated record. The transcript has 9 exons. Gene Ontology annotation, molecular function: UDP-galactose:glucosylceramide beta-1,4-galactosyltransferase activity.